Manihot esculenta (cassava) is the source of this 662-nucleotide messenger RNA. RefSeq lists its product as uncharacterized. The transcript is spliced from 2 exons. NCBI's taxonomy places the organism in Eukaryota, Viridiplantae, Streptophyta, Magnoliopsida, Malpighiales, Euphorbiaceae. The coding region runs from base 212 to 553 and encodes 113 amino acids. The record is from RefSeq and is a predicted model, not a curated record.
UAUGUUUUAGCUCUAUCUUAUCCUCCAACUCCCCAGUUUUCAUCUUUUCCUUUAUAAUCCCAUUACAACUUCAAAAGAGCUACAUUAGUAUAUUCCUUAUCCUCCAAUACCCACCAAUUCAAAAAGUAUAUAUAUAUAUAUAUAUAAACUGUAAGAAACUUCCAAGAAACCCACUUCAUCUUCAUCUUUGAAGCAUUGGGUGAUUUGGGUCAUGGCUGAAAACCUAAAAAUCACAGUUGAAAAGAAUCCCUCAGAGUCCAAACUCAAUGAAUUAAACAUCAAGUGCUGGCCCAAAUGGGGUUGCUCUCCAGGAAGAUAUCAGCUAAAAUUUGAUGCAGAAGAGACAUGUUAUCUGUUGAAAGGGAAGGUGAAAGUAUACCCAAAAGGUUCAUCAGAAACUGUUGAGUUUGGUGCAGGAGAUCUUGUCACCAUCCCUAAAGGACUCAGUUGCACUUGGGAUGUUUCUGUUGCGGUUGAUAAAUACUACAAAUUUGAGUCUUCUUCAUCUUCAUCACCAUCACAGCCACCACCUUCUACUUCUUCUUCUUCAUAGCUACUUGCUGGCAGUAGUGUUCUGAUUUUUAUCAUCAAUCUUGAUUUAAUUUCUCUGUUGAUCGUAAUAUCUAUAUUAUAUUCUUUGCAACUUGAUUACAGAAGCGUCA